AGAUAGCAAGCUAUACAGGUCGUCGCUGCUUUGUAUUAUCAGCGUCAGAAGAAACGGUUGCAGACACAAAGAAACACCAUGUUUCUGGAAGGAAAGAACGACGGGUAGGCCGCUGACUGCAGCCACGUGCAACGCGAUGAUUGAUACGGGAUGGCACCUUUUGCCCAAAACCUGCUGCAUCCCUUGAGUCACUCUGGCUUAAUGCCGGCCGGUAUCACCGAGAAGGAUUGCGACUUCCCAACCUCCCCUUGCUUUUAAAUAAACACUCGUGACUGCAUCACGUAUCCAUCUUACCACCUUUUGGAUUUUGCAGCUAAAAUGACUACGCCGUCUCCUUCAUUGGCUCAGGCCAUUACCAAGAAACAGCCCGAGGGUAUUGACCUCUAUGCUCGUUUCGCUCUUGCCGGUGCUUUGGGUUGCUCCAUCACACAUGGUGGCUUCACUCCCGUCGAUGUUGUCAAGACCAAGAUUCAACUCGACCCUGCCACAUACAACAGAGGCACCAUUGCUACCUUCCGCCAAGUGAUCGCUAAUGAAGGUGCUGGUGCUCUUUUGACCGGCGCAGGCGCGACCUUCUCUGGUUACUUUGUCCAAGGAGCCUUCAAGUUCGGAGGUUACGAGUUCUUCAAGAAGCAGUCCAUUGAUUACCUCGGUCUUGAAAAGGCUAGAGCUAACCGUGGUCUGGUCUACGCCUUCUCCGCCGCCAGUGCCGAGUUCUUCGCUUCCGUUGCUCUGUGUCCUUUGGAAGCUACUCGCAUCCGUCUCGUCUCUACUCCUGGAUUUGCCAAUGGCCUGAUCGGUGGUUUCUCGAAAAUCGCAAAGACCGAGGGCCUCGGUGGUUUCUACUCAGGUUUCGGUCCCAUCCUCUUCAAGCAAGUCCCCUACACCGUCACCAAAUUCCUCGCCUUCGAAAAGUUCUCCGAAGCCAUCCUCAGCACAAUGGACAAGUCCACCAUGAGCAGCGGCACAGCCACUACCGUCAACCUCGGCAGUGGUCUCCUUGCUGGAUUCGCCGCCGCCAUCGUCUCCCAACCUGCCGACACCAUGCUCUCUAAGAUCAACAAGUCAAAAAGUACUGGCGAGGGAACUGUUACUCGUCUCAUAAAGAUCGCAGGAGAGCUCGGCCUGCGCGGAAGUUUUGCUGGUCUGCCUACUAGAUUGGUCAUGGUUGGUGGUUUGACUGCUGGUCAAUUCGCCAUCUAUGGUGAUAUCAAGAAGGCGCUUGGUGCCGAUAAGGGUAUUGAGAUUGCUAAGUAGAAGUACGAGUCAGGAGUGGAAGGACAUGGUGUGUUGCGCUUGCUGAUCUGAAAAUUUGAGUGCGACUGAGUAUAGAAGUGGUAAGAUAAAGCAUGUUUGAUUUUUUCUUGCAUACUACUUGCUUUGAAGCCGAAGGAUGUCGGUGUACAUGACCAAGCUGCACGUGUUCUCGCAUUUUUGAGUGAACAUCAUCUCACUGUCUACUAAUGGUCGCACCGCUCUCUGCUCUUCCUUCUAUUGUCCCGUCUUUCCUUCUCUUCUCGAUCAUUAAUAUCGUGCUCGCUGGGAUAAAAGAUAUCAGACUAUCCUUGUUGAGUCUUGUCGGACACUAUCUGAGCCAUCGUAUCAACAACAUGGGUUG
Aureobasidium pullulans EXF-150 is the source of this 1618-nucleotide messenger RNA. RefSeq names its product mitochondrial phosphate carrier protein. Gene Ontology annotation, molecular function: phosphate transmembrane transporter activity. The transcript is spliced from 4 exons. The coding region runs from base 319 to 1257 and encodes 312 amino acids. NCBI's taxonomy places the organism in Eukaryota, Fungi, Ascomycota, Dothideomycetes, Dothideales, Saccotheciaceae. The record is from RefSeq and is a predicted model, not a curated record. Gene Ontology annotation, biological process: mitochondrial phosphate ion transmembrane transport. Gene Ontology annotation, cellular component: mitochondrial inner membrane.